Acanthaster planci (crown-of-thorns starfish) is the source of this 2418-nucleotide messenger RNA. RefSeq names its product coiled-coil domain containing 96 (gene ccdc96). The record is from RefSeq and is a predicted model, not a curated record. NCBI's taxonomy places the organism in Eukaryota, Metazoa, Echinodermata, Asteroidea, Valvatida, Acanthasteridae. Gene Ontology annotation, biological process: cilium assembly. Gene Ontology annotation, cellular component: axoneme; ciliary basal body.
UGCGUAGAAGCGAGGACUGGACUUCAGACCUUCAAACACCAAGGAGACGGAGUGGCUAUUUACCAACAUGGCGGACGAAGAGACACCAGCAUCAGAGGUUCAAGAAACAGAGGCUGCAGCACCUGCUGCAGAAGAGACCACUGUGCAAGGAGAUGGCACAGCGGAAGUGGAACAAACGGCUGAAGAGGAGGCCACGGAGGUUGCAGCACCAGUGACAGAAGAUGCCCCUCCUGCAGAGGCCCCUCCAGACAGCCAAGAAGCGACAGACGCAAGCCCGGAAGGGGAGGAGGCCACUCAGGGGGAGGAGACCAGUGCCCCGGUAGAGGGUGACGAGGCGACGCCCCAGACUGAGGCAGGGAAGCCAGGGGAAGAGGAGAGGGAGGGGGAAGUAACGACCGAGGAGGCAGAAGGAGAGAUGACGGAGGGCGCGGAGCCAGAAGGGGGACAAGAGGAAGGAGCUGAAGCUGAACAGGAGCCCAGUGAAGACACAACCGGUCCUGCUGAAGCCACUGAAGGGGAGACAGUUGCAGCAGAAGAAACUGAUGGCCAGGAGAAAGUUGAAGAGGAAGGUGAGGCGGCGGCUGAAGUUGCUGACAAGGCAGGCGAGCAGCAAGAAGCAGGAGCAGAGGGGGCGGACGAGGCCCAAGCCCCUCCGGCCGAAGGGGAGCAAGACACCCAGCCGGCCUCCCCUCUCCCGCAGAGUGACACGUUUGCUGAAGGCGAGAGGCCGGAGACCCCUGUGGUGGCUGUGAUGGAACCAUUGUCCAGAGAGGGGAGUCCUCAACCAGAGCCAGAGCCGCUGGAGGCAGGCACACCAGAAAGGAUAGAAUCCCCACAAGAAGAGGAAGAAUUUGACGACGAGGAACCUUGGAUCAGUAGAGAGGAGCUAAUCGAGGCUUAUCAGGCAGCCCAGUCUGAGCGCGAACAGCUGCAAAAUCAGAACAUCCAACUGCAGCACAAAUUAGCUGAAUACUUCCGGAAGAAAAAGACGGACGACCAGCGCCAGGAGAUGGACAAGAACGUGACCGACCAGGAACAGCGUUACCUCAAAUACAUGUCCAAUCUGGAGGAGCUGAGGAGGCAAGAGGAAGAGGAGCGGGAUGACCUGAGCGAACAGUUGGAGGAACUGAAGGGGCGUCGGCAGGAGAAGCUGGACACAGUGGAGCAAGAGACUGACUUGUUCAGCCAGCUCAAGCGACAGUCAGCUGAGAAUGCCAUCAACAGCCGCACGGGCAAAGCCAUCGCCCCAAAGGACAUUGAGGCCUAUCUCCUCAACGAGGCCAAAAAGGAGGAAGAGGUCAAGCAGGUGCGGCUGGAGAACAUCAAGCUGAGGAACCGGCUGCGCAAGAGGGAGCAACAGCUCAAGGCCAAGGAGGAGCUGGCCGAAGGGCUGCAUCUCAUCGACUUUGAGCAGCUCAAGAUUGAGAACCAGACUUACAACGAGAAGAUUGAGGAGAGGAACGAGGAAUUGCUGAAGCUGCGAAAGAAGAUCACCAGCACCGUGCAGGAGCUCACCCACGUCAAGGAGAAGCUGCAGUUUGUUCAGGCGGAGAACCAGGUCCAGAAGGGCAAGCUGAAGGAGGUGGAGUCCCUGGUAGCCCAGAAACGAGACAUCCUGUCAAGGACCAAGAAGGCCCGCGACAGCCUGCGCAUUGACAACCAGAGGCUGCGACAGAAGUCGGGCCUACUGGGCAACACCCCACUCCUGAGGGACUUUGAGGAGCGGAAAGACGAAGGGGAUGAGCUGAGAGCCAAGCUGGAGAGGCUCAAACGACAGCACGCCGAGCUGACGCUGUCCUGCUCCGGGGUGCGCCGCAAGAUAGAGGAAGCUCGGUCAGGGAGGAGCUGAUUUCUUUCUUCUCUGCUACCACUGCAGAUAAAACUAACAGCAGCUUUUCCAGCAUUGCCUCAGCUUAAGGUCCUGAAACUGUUCAUCAGUUUUUGUGGUCAAGACCAUCACAAGACCGUUGAUGAGACCAGUCACAAGUAACAGGGUCAACAGUGGCAAAGGAAUGCUUAUUUUGCAGUUCAUCUGUAUAGCUUAUAACUUGAGUUCAGACGUCUUGUGACAAUCUCAUGGGGUCUUCUGAUGGUCUGAAAAGGUCUCAACUACAACACUGUUGUUAUUUGAUGUGUGGAAACAAUAGAAGGCCCAGUUAAACUCUCAUAUGCCAUUUGAUUAAGUAUAUAGACCCUUUAUAAGAGAGAUCUUUCCAGUGUGGCCUACACUAUUCCCAGUAAAACACCGCUUAAUAGACUGAUUGCACCCGCUAAGUCAUGUGACCUAUUGUGGGUAUUGAAUAUCAGCAAACACAGCGUCUACCAGAAGCAAAGUGUUUCGAAAGUAUCAUUUACCAAAAAAAAAAAAGCCGAUGGUAGGUACAGUACUCAGACUACUGAUGUGCUGGGUACUAUAUC